ACUCCCGACAGCCCCCCUGGAGAUAUGGUGGGACAGUCGCUGAUGACAAACUUUGCCUUUCGGGGGAAUUAUUGAUUAAUAGGAGGAGAUAAAGCGUGGCUCUGCCAGGCUCUGACCCAGCUACCUCUACCUCUCAAGCAGGACCUGUCUGUCAGCCUCCCUGCCGGUGUUUUGCCAUGAGCUCAGUGACACUGUUUGGACAACACCGACAACUGUUCCCCACUCAGCAGGUCAUCUGCUGUUUGCUCUGAUUCAAUACGACCUUACCGCCGCUGAUUUGGAAUAAAAAUGGCCAACCAGUACAUCAGGCACAAGUACCUCUGGAUAUACGUUUUGAAUUAUGACAGACUGUAAAUGAAGAUCGUAAUGGAGACUGCACUAAGUGCGAUAUUGGAGGGACAUCAGACUCUAACGGCGUCAGGAUCGGCCACCGUCGCCUUUUCAACACCGGAGUCUUCCUCUGCUUUGACAGAGACCUCUUCCACUAACUCACCAGAGCACAGAGAGGAUGACUGCCCACAUGAAGUCCAAAACUGUGAGCUUUCAGAGCCAGACCAGGGAACCCCCAAACCGGAGAGUCUUGGUUACAUCAGUAACAACAACACUGAAUUUGGGGAGCCUGGCCAAGAGCCGAUCAACCACAGGGUAGUCUCUCUGGAGGUGACGCGGAGCCCACGUCCAAUGGCUUCAUCUCAUUUCCAGCAGCAGGGUAUAACGUCCUUACGACACACGUCAGCAGACAGCAGCUGUGGUAACACUCACAUUGCUGGCCCUGCCGUGGGACAUUUGGACAUGAAGCUUCAGGACAAUCUUGCUGCUGAGAUAUCUGUAGAGUCUGUUAAGAAAGCAAACCCUUGUGGUCCGGCAGAGGACUUGAGCUGUAAAUGUAAACCACAUGUGAAAACAUUUGUAGGGGGCAACUGUGAAGUAAGACGAAUGUUGAACGGUGAUGUUAUCAAGGCUCUGGACCCUUGCUCCAUCCUAGUAAAAGCGCCCACUGUGAAACCCUCCUGUACUCUGCCUCUCCCUGCCGCUGUAAGCGACGCCUGCGACGCUGGCCAGAAAUUCUGGGAUCUGCCGCGCAUCAUAAAGCACAAACCGAGCUCCAUCACCUUCUUGGACAACACCUGCCCCUCCAUCUGUGUCAACCAGUACGUUCUCACCAACGAGAGCUCCGACGGCGGGGAGUCCUCGCUGGAAGAAGAUGAUGAAGAGGAUGAUGGUGAUGAUGAUGGGGAUGAUGAAGAUGUGUUCCCAGAGCUGCCUCCCCACCGUGGAGUCCUUGUCAAUCACAGAUGUGAAAGUGCUGACAAGGGCGAAGUGAAGAGGAGUGAUGCCGUAAUUUCCCUGGAAGAGUCCACAGGCAUCGCCCGCACUUCCAGUAAUUGCGGUUACGAGGCAGAGCUGGAAACCAACAGGGGGGAGGAGUCUCCUCAAGUCACGUCACCCUGGUCUGAGUCUAUGAACCAGCUGAUGCAGAAGCUGGACCAGCUCAACCUGGAUAUAGAGGAGGCCCUGAGUGCCGGCUCCUCUCCCUCUGACACACCCUGCACCACCCGCAAGAAACAGUGUGGGGCUGUUUCACGAUCCUUGGUACACCAAUCCCCAAACAACCGAGCCCUACAGAGACCAGACAAAGAAGAAUGCCUGAGCCACGAUAGGUCCUCAUCACCUCAUAUCUCCACCGGACCAAGAGCAAGAAACAAAAGCACAACGAUGUUCAGCAAGGUCACCAGUGGAGGGCCAGAAAUUGAGGCAAAGGAAGCAUGUGACUGGCUGCGGGCGGCAGGAUUCCCCCAAUAUGCUCAGCUCUUUGAAGAUUCCCAGUUCCCCAUAGACAUCACUCCUGUGAAAAGAGAUCACGACUUUCUGGACAAAGAUCUUGUGGAACCUCUUUGCAGACGCCUCAACACCUUGAACAAGUGCGCCUCUAUGAAACUUGACGUGAACCUUCCGAAGAAGAAAAGUGAAGACUCGGAUGAAGAAGACCUGUUUGCUAUCAGUGACAAAUGGACCUUUGAGUGGAGUAGCCGGCGUUGGUCCAGGCUGCAGGACAUUGACUGUCUGCUGGGGGACCGCGGCGACGCUCAGCCUUCCAGGGACGGCUUACCGCUGAGGACUGCCCCCAGCAGCGAGAGUGUUUUGACAGACUUGAGCGAGCCAGAGGUCUCCUCGCUGCACAGCGAGAGCAGUGGGGGCAGCGGGCACAGGGGCCUCAGCACAGAGGACUCCGACUGCUCCAACCGUACCUACUCAGACUCCGCGGCGAUGCCUGACUCCACCUCCCUCACCAUGCCCCACCUCCCCAAAGAUAUCACCAACUGCGGCUCCCUGCCCGUGAAGCAUGGCAAGUUGGGCCGCACACGUGCCAAAGACUUCCUGAAACGCAUGGAGACCUUGCGCUCUCGAGGGACGCUGGGAAGGGGUCGCAAGACGCCAGUCAUCAGUGCUCCGGUGCUGCAGCAGGAAGCCCAGGCUCUGAAGACACUGCACUGUGUGGAGAUCAUAAAUGGAGAGGACAGGGCUGAAGAGCUGCCCUCCAACAGAGCUCUCCCCUCCCAGUCCAGCAGUGAGGGCAGUAGCCAUUCCAGUGGCAGUGCUGUCAGCACACCAAGCCUGAAGGAGCGUAAGCCUCACAGAGCAGACCACAAACGCAGUGGCAUGUACCUAGAGGACAUGGACAUCUUCUCAGGCGCCCCGUUGAAGAGAGUAGCAGAACAGAACCGCAGGAACGAAUUCUGUUCCUAUGAGGACCUGGUAGUGCAUAUCCCCAAAGACCACAAGCCGGGAACUUUCCCCAAAGCGCUGUCUAUAGAGAGUCUGUCCCCCACCAACGUAGCCUCUAUCAACUGGCACACAGGCAGCAUGCACCUAGACUCCAAGCUAAUAUCAUGCCCCAAGGAAACGAGGCCUGUUACACAGUGCUGCUCGAGGGGCAGCCGUAUCAGUAUAUACGAUAAUGUUCCUGGCUCCCAUCUCUAUGCAAGCACUGGAGACCUCUUGGACCUGGAGAAGGAGGACCUGUUCCCUCAUCUGGACGAUAUCCUCCUGCAUGUCAACGGUUUACAGCAGAUCGUAGACCACUGGUCUAAGAACGUGCUGCCAGCAGGGGAGGGGCAGAUGCCAGGAGGCAAGCAGGGAGAGGACACUGCAGACCUCCAGUCCUCCAGUCAGAUCACAUUGGACUUUGAAGGAAACUCAGCCAUGGAGGGCCAGACCGCCUCUAGCGAUGGAGACAGGGACAAAAUGUCACUGGUUGACUCGGACUCCACACAGCUCAGAGAGAGGAGGGACUCAGGAGUUGGGGCUUCGCUCACGAGACCCAAUCGGUUACGAUGGCCCAGCUUCCAGAUAUCCAAUCGCCUCAGUCACUCAGUGGCCUCUCUGCAGAUAACCAACCAAUCGGCAGGCCAGCUGAGCUUGCUGCAGAAGUUUUCUCUGCUGCGUCUUACUGCCAUCAUGGAGAAGUACUCCAUGUCCAAUAAGCACGGCUGGACCUGGUCCGUGCCAAAGUUCAUGAAGAGAAUGAAAGUGCCAGAUUAUAAGGAUAAGAAUGUGUUUGGCGUACCUCUUAUAGUGCAUGUUCAGCGCUCUGGACAGCCCCUACCUCUCAGCCUGCAGCAGGCCCUGAGGUACCUGAGGAGUCAGUGUCUUGACCAGGUGGGUCUCUUUCGGAAAUCGGGGGUGAAGUCUCGCAUCCAAGCUCUGAGGCAGAUGAAUGAGAGUUCACCGGACAAUGUGAAUUACGAGGACCAGUCUGCGUAUGAUGUGGCCGAUAUGGUGAAGCAGUUCUUCAGGGAUCUGCCUGAGCCCCUGCUCACCAGCAAGCUGGGGGAGACCUUCCUCCACAUCUACCAGUAUGUGCCCAAGGACCAGAGGCUGCAGGCUGUCCAGGCAGCCAUCAUGCUCAUGUCAGAUGAGAACAGAGAGGUGCUGCAGACGCUGCUGUGUUUCCUGAGUGAUGUCACCUCAUCUGUGGAGGAGAAUCAGAUGACGCCCAUGAACAUCGCCGUGUGCCUCGCCCCUUCCCUCUUCCAUCUUAAUAUUCUCAAGAAAGACAAUCUUUCACCCAGGGCCAUGCAGAAGAAGUACGCCACUGGCAGGCCAGAUCAGAAGGACCUGAAUGAAAACCUGGCGGCGACGCAGGGCCUCGCUCACAUGAUCAUAGAGUGCAACAGGCUGUUUGAGAUCCCCCACGAGAUGGUAACUCAGUCACGCAACUCGUACGUGGAGGCGGACCUGCACGCCCCGACCAUUGACGAGCUGUGCAAACAGCUGGAGGAGGACGAUGGGACCUAUCAAACCCAUAUGGAGGGACGUCUACAGAGCCUCCUCAAGGCGGCCAAGGAGAAGUCCAAGUACUGGGUGUCUUGCAACAGCUCUGACAACACAGAGCUGUACUAUAAGAAGGUGGGAGAUGGAAACCCUCUUAGACGCUGGAGAGUGUCUGUGGAAGUGGAGGCUCCCCCGUCAGUGGUGCUGAACCGCGUGCUGCGAGAGCGCCACCUGUGGGAUGUAGACCUGCUGCAGUGGAAAGUGAGGGAGACGUUAGACAAGCAGACCGAGGUUUUCCAGUACAUCCUCAACCGCAUGCCUCCUCAUCCCAGCAGGGACUUUGUGGUGCUCAGGUCGUGGAGGACAGACCUGCCCAAAGACGCAUGUUCUCUGGUGUCCGUGUCGAUAGAGCAUGAGAACUGUCCUCCGGUUGGAGGGGUACGAGCCAUAGUCCUGGAGUCCAACUACUUGCUCGAGCCCUGUGGCUCUGGGAAAUCCAGACUAACUCAUAUAUGCAGAGUGGACUUGAAAGGGAGGGCUCCAGACUGGUACAACAAAGCCUUUGGCCACCUUUGUGCUGCCGAAGCUGCCCGAAUUCGCAACUCCUUUCAGCCCAUCCUCACAGACGGCCCAGAGACCAAGAUUUGAUAAGUCUCGCUGGCUGUGUCUGUUCAGCCUUGAGACUGAGCCAGACAAAGCUAAGAGGCAGACACAGACCGGAAGUGAAACCCCAGCACUAAAGCACAGUUUUUUUAUUGUUAUUUUUUUUCCAGGGCACAGAUGUUCUGAGAACAACUUUGCGCUCCUCUGUACUUGCACAAUGACAAAAGAGGACGUCUUAUAGGUGCUGGACAUAAUUGCCCAAUGAGGAAAAUAAUCAUCCUGCCAGUGUCCAUAGCAUUAUGAUUUUACUAAUUUUGAUGUUGCUACAUAUUACUAUUACUAUUAUUAUUAUUGUUAUUAUUAUUAUUAUUAUUAUUCUCAUCUUUAAUAAUAUUGUCGCUAUAAUCUACAAUGUCUAGGACAUGCAAGCGCUUAAAUGCUUCCGGGAAGCACAUCUUUUAUUCAUUUUCAAUGUAAAGCUAUAUUGAAUGUGUCCACAAGUGUUUGUAUAUAUAUGUGUGUGUGUGAAUAUGUUCUGUACAUGCAAUUAAGAUAUAUAUAUAUAUAUAUAUUUUAUAUAUUUGAAAGGAUUAUUAAUACAAACAUUAUUUCUUAAAUCGAUUCUUCCGCUGAGUCAGCCUCAGUUUAAUAGAUAAGGUACAAAUAUGUAAGCUGGUUUUACUUUGCUUCAGCAUUGCCGUUUGGAAUGGGUGUAAUUUUAUUAAACUUUGACCAAUGUGGUUGUGAAAAAAAAGAAGAAAAAAAAACGACUUAAGGUUUGACAUGAUCAUACCUGCUUUAGGGUACUGGACUGUGCAGCCAAGUUCCAAAGACAGUCCCAGGAUUUCUAAGAAAAAAAAAUAAAGGUGU
Molecule: messenger RNA, 5748 nt
Organism: Lampris incognitus (smalleye Pacific opah)
Lineage: Eukaryota; Metazoa; Chordata; Actinopteri; Lampriformes; Lampridae
Gene: stard13b
Product: StAR-related lipid transfer (START) domain containing 13b
Exons: 18
Coding region: 355-4923 (1522 amino acids)
Biological process (GO): signal transduction; actin cytoskeleton organization; regulation of Rho protein signal transduction
Molecular function (GO): lipid binding; GTPase activator activity; protein binding
Source: RefSeq, a predicted model, not a curated record